Molecule: messenger RNA, 1353 nt
Organism: Saccoglossus kowalevskii
Lineage: Eukaryota; Metazoa; Hemichordata; Enteropneusta; Harrimaniidae
Product: Trans-L-3-hydroxyproline dehydratase
Molecular function (GO): hydro-lyase activity
Source: RefSeq, a predicted model, not a curated record
GAGCGGCAUUUAGGUACGAGUGAUCUACAGUCGUCAACGUACUGGCGUCACCAUGGAGAGAUAUUGCGGCAUGAAUAUUAACACAGUAGAGAUGCAUACUGGUGGUGAACCGCUAAGAAUCGUCACGGAUGGAUUUCCCAAGCCUGACGGGAAAACAAUUCUACAGAAACGAAGGUUUGUUAAAGAAAAGCUUGACAAUUUCCGGAAAUUGUUGAUGCACGAACCGAGAGGUCACUAUGACAUGUACGGUGCGCUUCUCGUCGAGCCUGAUAUAGAAGACGCCGAUAUUGCAGUUCUCUUCAUGGAUAACAGGAGUUACAGUACCAUGUGUGGACACGCCGUAAUAGCACUUGGAAGAUAUGCGACGGAUUAUGGAUAUGUUAGGCCCACUGAACCAGAAACGAAAGUCAAUAUUGAAUGUCCUUGUGGACUGGUGAAGGCGCUUGUAGAAUACAAGAACGGGAAGAGUGGCUCUGUGAGAUUUCAAAGCGUACCUGCUUUUGUAUUUGCAACUGAUGUUGAAUUAAAUGUACAAGGCCAUGGAAAGGUCAAAGUUGACAUCAGUUAUGGUGGUGCUUUCUAUGCAUUUAUAUCUGCCGACAAACUUGGACUAGAUCUCUGGAAAACUCCCAUUAAUCAAAUAAAGGAUGCGGCUACCAUGGUAACCAACGCUGUCAAAAAUGAAGUACAACUUGAACACCCAGAUGAUAAUGAUUUAGCAUUUAUAUAUGGUACCAUAGUAACGGAUGGGAAAGAUGAAUAUUCAGAUGAGCCCACUGCUAAUAUAUGUGUAUUUGCCGAUGCCCAGGUUGAUAGAUCACCAACUGGCAGUGGUGUGACAGCAAGAACUGCCUUGCAAUACCAUAAAAGACACAUCUCAUUAAACAAGUCGCGUGUAUUUGUAAACGCCAGAAUUGGAAGUAAAUUCAGUGCCAAACCUGUACGUCAAACUAAAUGCGGUUCGUAUGACGCUGUGAUAAUAGAAGUCUCUGGGCAUGCCUUCUACACUGGUAAAUCUGCCUUCACCUUUGAAGAAGACGACCCUUUGAAAGGGGGAUUUCUUUUAAAAUAAUAAUGGAAUUACAUACUAAUAUUCCACAUGUUAUUGUAUUGUAAUGAAUAAUACCGUUGCUGUAUUCGAUGUAUGGGUAGCUUUUAUUAUUAUAGGGAAAUUUGUACGUGUAAUAAUAAUAAAUUCGUGUCUAGUUAGAUUCUCCAUUCAACUGACUUCUCAAUAUUAUGCGUUUUAUUUAGCAAUUACGUCAUCACUAUCUUAGAGAUGUGUCUGUCAAUGUAUUAAAUUUAAGUAUUCGACUGAUUUUGACUGAAUCUAAUAUUAAAAAUAGAUUUGUU